Molecule: messenger RNA, 1611 nt
Organism: Echinococcus granulosus
Lineage: Eukaryota; Metazoa; Platyhelminthes; Cestoda; Cyclophyllidea; Taeniidae
Exons: 3
Coding region: 1-1611 (536 amino acids)
Source: RefSeq, a predicted model, not a curated record
AUGGCCGUCAGAUACGUCGCCUUUUUCUUCCUUUUUGUUCGAAGUAUCCCUAUUACGGCCUGGAGCCCACAUACUCUUUUUAAUCAGUCGUCUAUUGAGACCAAUUAUACCACCUAUGCACACAGGCUGCUUAUAAAUCGUCCAGUAGAGAUUCCCUGUUUUAAACCCACUGAUGGUCCUACUGGUGGUCCCACCCGAAAUUUUACCAUCUACUGGAGUCACCGUGGGUUUAAUCUCACCACCACCGGGAGUCCCUUCGUCUCCGCCUACUGGGAUUGCAAUGGCAUCCUAAUCAUUAAUAGCGUUCUCCCACACCAGAUAAACCUCUGGUGUCAUCUCGAGGCUGACAAUGGCUCUCGCCUCUUUAUCCACCGCCUCGACUUCAUCGAAUCCGCCUACAUUCAAACCAUUUUUGCCGUGGAUAUGAACGCUACUCUGACGACGAAUGCUACAAAGGCCUUUCAGGAAUUCCUCUUCAGUCAAAAGAGCAACUGCGUCGUUCAGCUCCAAGGUGGUGGAAUAUCUGUACUAAAAGAAGUUGCCGAUGUUGAUUUGAGGCGGGCGGUUUUUCAGAAAAAGGCGGUUCUAGAUGCUGCACAAGAUGUCUGCGAAGCUGCGGUUGACUGCACCGGAGUCAGUUUGGACUUCUUUCAAUGCUACAUUCAUAUGGGACAGAAAACGGCUCUCUACUCAAUUGAUUUCAGUAUAAUGCAUACAGUUGAUGUUGGGAUUUUUGUAAAUAAGGACGACUUUCAAAUAGACAAGAAGAUAAACCAGACUAUCAUGCGGCUCUCAAACGCAGUGAAACGCACCAAGGGAAGAAUAAUGUCCUCGGGUUUUGGAAAAAUCCCAAGAACUGAUGUGAACCUUGAUAUAAAUGUGCAAAAUCGGAAGGUUGAGAUCUGCCUGGGUGUAGCUGGAGUGCUAAGUAGAAGUGGAAAGGCUGAAUGCGAACUCUGUCCUGCCGGCUCCCUCUCCGAACUCCAAAUCACCCUCCCUCCACCUCCUGAUCAGACAGUCAGUAUACGGGGCGGCGCUGUGGAUUCAAAUCAGGAAACUCUCGCCAAUAUGCUGUGGCCGCAUAUGGGCGAAGUCACUUCAUGUCGACCUUGCCCUGCGUGCUCCUACACCGAGAUCCUCGGUCAUCCCUCGUGCCUGCCAUGUCCGAGCUGGCAUAGCAUCCCCAUCUUCGGUACCAUCCCUGGAGAAGGUGGGGAGUGGAUUGACCUCGUCUGUCCGCGACAGGGGCGCUGGCAGAUUCUACUGAAUGACUACGUGACCGAGGCUUACGGCUACCAACCAGUGGGCAAGUGGUUUGAAGAGCUGUCCGAGCUCACUCGAGUGUGGAUAUACGUAGUGGUAGCCAUGGGCUCCGUCUUUUUCGUCCUAGCUGUUGUCAUAUUUGCAUACUGUUGCGUGGACGUAGCGGGAAUGCUAUCGAAAUCGGCAGAUGAACUUCGACCACUCUACACUGAGGCUGCGCUAGUGGUGAAGACUACGAAGCGGGUGGAGCGUGAAAGAACCGCUAAAGCCGCUGAGAGAUUGCGCCAAUUGAUGGAGAAGGCUCAGAGUCCUCAAGUUAAUGAAAAACUAAAAAAGUCAUGUUGUUAA